UGCGCCUGUGCAAUGGGCAUUAUUUACGCAGUUCGUACUUGAGAGACAUGUAGAUUGGAUGGAAAUUUCCAUCUCUUAUAGUUAUCGACCAUACAAGGUCCCACUCCCAUACUUAUACGCUACAGUUUUGAAUAUUUGGAUCCCGUUAAACUCUGUAACCGCCUAUGUCGUAGUUACAGCUUAAACUGCGCUGUCAAUAAUAUUACGCUCGUUUAGGCUUUGUUUUUCUUUCGAGCGCCCCCCCUUGUGUCGGUGGCUAUUUUUGGAGUCUCCUAGCUCGUUAGCUAGCUGUAAACUUAGCAAGCUUUUUUUUUUUUUUACUGUGUUGUGAUGGAGUUCCACGGUGGCGGGUCUGGCGGUGUUAUAGUCAGCGGCAGUAACGUACCAGCUUUUCUCACCAAACUGUGGACUUUAGUUGAAGAUCCGGACGCCGAUCCACUCAUUUGCUGGAGCCCUAAUGGAAAUAGUUUCCACGUGUUCGAUCAGGGCCGCUUCUCCAAAGAGGUUCUGCCGAAGUUCUUCAAACACAACAACAUGGCUAGCUUCGUCCGCCAGCUCAACAUGUACGGCUUCCGGAAGGUGGUGCACAUCGAGCACGGCGGCCUGCUGAAGCCGGAGAGGGACGACACAGAGUUCCAGCACCCAGACUUCCUCCGGGGACAGGAGCACCUGCUGGAGAACAUCAAACGCAAAGUCACAAACGUGUCCAGUCUGAAGCAGGAGGACCUGAAGAUCAGCACGGACGACGUGUCCAAGAUCCUGACUGACGUGCAGCACAUGAGGGGCAAGCAGGAAAACAUCGACUCCAAGAUCAUUGCCAUGAAACAUGAGAACGAAGCCCUGUGGAGGGAAGUGGCCAGUCUAAGGCAGAAACACACCCACCAGCAGAAAGUCGUUAACAAGCUGAUCCAGUUCCUGGUGACCUUGGUUCAGUCCAACAGAGUGCUGGGGAUGAAGAGGAAAAUACCGCUGAUGCUGAACGACAGCAGCUCCGCCCAUUCCUUACCCAAGUUCAGCCGGCAGUACUCUCUGGAGCCCCUGGAAGCCUCCCCAGUCAUCUCUGCGCCUGGCAGUGCUUUCAGCGCUGUGAACCUGUUCCAGACAGAAGCUCCUCUAAAGUCCGGCCCCAUCAUCUCUGACAUCACUGACCAGGCCACGCCCAGCCCUGUGGAGGACAACAGCGAUUGGCUGGAGGACAGUUCCAGCAGCCCGCGGGUGCUAGUCAAGGAGGAGCCGUCCAGCCCCGGAGGGGAGGAGCCAUGUUCUGCCCAGGAGGGGCUUUCAGCAGACACGCCCCUUUCUCCCACAACCCUCAUCAACUCCAUCCUGCAGGAGAGCGAGCCCGGCCCCGCCCCUGCCCCUGACCCCACCCACACAGAUCAGCCGUGUCUCAGUGUCGCCUGUAUUGACAAUUCUGCCCAGGUGUCAGAUGUUUCCCUCCUCAUCCCCAGUCCCUCCUCAACCUCGUCUCCACAGCUCAGGCAUCAUCUGGGGUUAGCAUGUCGGCUGGCCCGCCACACCGUAUCAAACACACCCUAUAGACACACCUUAGACACCGACAGCGACAGCCCCACUAUUACCGUAAACCCUGAAGCCCCGACACUGUCAUCAACCAACAGUUCGGAUGUUCACCUGGUUGUAGUUUCACUCUUUUUGGAAUACUGUUCAGUGUUUGUAUUGGGGCAGUGGUUUAUGCCAACCACAGCAAACGCGCUUCGUAAACAAGGGCAGAUGUGUGUUGGUUCUACUCUUCAACCUCCAUACCCCCCAGGUAUGACCCCCAUCCCCCCAGGUCUAACUUCCCCCCCAGGUGUAAUCCCGGUCUCACUGUCUUGCAGGCUCGAGCUAAACGAUCACCUGGACAGCAUCGACAACGGCUUGGAGAACCUACAGACCAUCCUCAAUGCCCAGAACAUCAACUUCGAUUCCUCCCCUCUAUUUGAAUUUUUCAGCUCACCCAUGCCCAACAGUGACUUUGACCUGGACACAAGCCUGGACAGUAUUCGGGACCUGCUGUCACCUGAGCCUUCCAGGGUGGGGGAGCCUGGCGAGGACUCAGGAAAGCAGCUGGUGCAGUACACAGCCUCGCCGCUUGUGCUGCCGGAGCCAGGCGACCCCGAGCCCGAGAGCAGCGUGGGGGACCUGCCCUCCCUGCUGCAGCUGGAGGGAGACUCCUACUACAUCCCUGACGACCCCACCUUCUCCCUGCUCUCUUCCGACUUCCAGACGCCCUCGCCCCCCCAGCCUGGACUCUCCUAGACGCUCCUCUGCAUCCGGUCGCCCAGAGACUCUCGCUGCGCUGAUUUUAAAUGGGGAUGUCUCUGUUUUAUACAGCCAUGUCCAACCGGGGAAAUGUCCUCAAGUUCCUGAGCAGAAUUGCAGUCAGCUGGUUGAAAUCCCUACAGUCUCUAUCCACAAUGCCCCGGGCUUGAUGCAGUCUUUACCCACAAUGCCACUGGCCUGAUGCAGUCUUUACCCACAAUGCCACUGGCCUGAUGCAGUCUUUACCCACAAUACCCCAGGCCGUGUCCAGUUCGAAGCGUGGUUCACAGAGCACCAAGGCAGGAUAGACAACAGAUUUAGACUCCAGAAUUUACCAGAUUUUGUUUCCCCCUCAUUGAUCCUUGUGAUUUUGUUUCUCUUUAUGUCAAAUUCCUCUCCUCGUGUCCGUCCUGCUUG
Hypomesus transpacificus is the source of this 2679-nucleotide messenger RNA. It is a transcript of the gene hsf1, whose product is annotated as heat shock transcription factor 1. Lineage: Eukaryota; Metazoa; Chordata; Actinopteri; Osmeriformes; Osmeridae. The transcript is spliced from 13 exons. Bases 331 to 2259 code for a protein of 642 amino acids. Gene Ontology annotation, biological process: regulation of DNA-templated transcription. Gene Ontology annotation, molecular function: sequence-specific DNA binding; DNA-binding transcription factor activity. The record is from RefSeq and is a predicted model, not a curated record.